Messenger RNA from Oncorhynchus gorbuscha (pink salmon), 3592 nucleotides. Its product is annotated as NLR family CARD domain-containing protein 3-like. Gene Ontology annotation, molecular function: protein binding. Lineage: Eukaryota; Metazoa; Chordata; Actinopteri; Salmoniformes; Salmonidae. The coding region runs from base 317 to 3568 and encodes 1083 amino acids. The transcript has 10 exons. The record is from RefSeq and is a predicted model, not a curated record.
GUGAUUGUAUUAUGAACCUGGAUCGUCAUAAUGAUUCUACAUGUUAUAAUAUGCCAUGGCCUUUACUGGCCAAAGGUUAAACUGCUGUUAUGGUUAUGAUAUAUUAUGGUGUUGUGUCACUUGACUUUGACCAGAUAUUAUUGCAUCCAAAGUUCAACUGUACAUAGAACAUAGAUACAGAGACACUUGUCAUCAGGAAGGUGCUCUCUCAGCACAACGGAAAAUAUCUCAAUGACUUGAGUUCUGGUUGUGAAUUCAGGCUACAAGUCCAAUCAAGCAGGAGAGACCAGCCUCCCCUGUACCCAGCUGUGUGUCCAUGAAGAGUGACUGGUCAAUGGAUAAAAUGAUAGACUUCAGAGAGGGAGAUUAUUCUACUGAACAAAGAACCGAACAGGAGACAACAGAGUCAGAGAUUAUCAGUGGUCAGUCUUCCCAGAGUCAUCAAACAGACCUGGCCUCUAUAUUCAGUAACGAGCUGAAGAGGUACAAGAGGAUUCUUAGUCCAGAACUCCCAGAAGGCUUCGAGAAUCAGAAGCAGGAUAAGGAAGUGGUGGAUGCUGAAGAUGAGAAGCAGGAGAGCAGUGCCAGAGAGGGAGCUCUGAAGAUCACACUGCACGUCCUGAGGAAAAUGAACCAGAAGGAGCUUGCUGACACACGGGAGAAAAAUUCAGAUGAACUUGCUGUGAUUUGUCAACGUGAACUCAAAUCUAAUCUAAAGAAGAAGUUUCAAUGUGUAUUUGAGGGGAUCGCUAAACAAGGAAACCCAACACUUCUAAAUAAGAUCUACACAGAGCUCUACAUCACAGAGGGUGGAACAGGAGAGGUCAAUAAUGAACAUGAGCUGAGACAGAUUGAGACAACAACCAGGAAACAAGCAAGACCAGAGACUGCAAUCAAAUGUAAUGACAUCUUCAAACCCUUAACUGGACAAGACAAACGUAUCAGAACUGUGCUGACAAAGGGAGUCGCUGGCAUUGGAAAAACAGUCUCUGUGCAGAAGUUCAUUCUGGACUGGGCUGAAGGAAAAGCAAAUCAGGAUGUCCAAUUUGUAUUUUCAUUCCCUUUUCGGGAGCUGAAUUUGAUGAAAGGGGAAAAACACACUUUGAUUGAACUUCUCAAUCACUUCUCAAUGGAAACCAAAGAAUCAAGAAUCUCCAACUACGACAAGAACAACAUUCUGUUCAUCUUUGAUGGUCUGGAUGAGUGCCGACUGCCCCUAGACUUCCAGAACAACAAGAUCUGUUGUGACGUCACAGAGUCGACCUCAGUGGAUGUUCUGCUGACAAAUCUCAUCAAGGGAAAACUGCUUCCCUCUGCUCUCCUCUGGAUAACUACCCGACCUGCAGCAGCCAAUCAGAUCCCCCCUGAGUGUGUUGACCAGGUGACAGAGGUACGAGGGUUCAAUGACCCACAGAAGGAGGAGUACUUCAGGAGAAGAUUCAGUGAUGAGGACCUGGCCAGCAGAAUCAUCUCACACAUAAAGACAUCAAAGAGCCUCCACAUCAUGUGCCACAUUCCAGUCUUUUGUUGGAUUUCUGCAACAGUCCUUGAACACAUUCUGGAACAUAAGAGAGAAGAGAUGCCCAAGACUCUGACUGAGAUGUACACACACCUUGUGGUGUUUCAUACCAAACAGAAGAAUGAAAAGUAUCUUGGGAAAGAAGAGACAGGUCCAGACUGGAAUAAAAAGAGCAUUCUGUCACUGGGAAAACUGUCUUUUCAACAGCUUGUGAAGGGAAAUAUAAUGUUCUAUGAAGAAGACCUGAAAGAGUCUGGCAUUGAUGUCAAUGAAGCCUCAGUGUACUCAGGAUUGUGCACACAGCUCUUUAAAGAGGAAUGUGGGCUGUACCAGGACAAGGUGUACUGCUUCGUGCAUCUGAGCAUUCAGGAAUUUCUGGCUGCUGUAUAUGUGUUCCUCUCAUUCAGCAACAACAAUGAAAAUCUAAUGGCCGAACUGCAAUCAACAUCCAGCAACGAUUGUCUACUGAAGACAGAAGUUACUGUCUACAAGAGCGCUGUGGAUAAAGCCUUACAAAGUGAGACGGGAAACCUGGACCUUUUCCUCCGCUUCCUUCUGGGCCUCUCACUGGAGUCCAAUCAGAAGCACUUACGAGGUCUACUGACAACGAUAGGAAGCAGUUCACAGACCCAUGAAGAAACAGUCAACUACAUCAAGGAGAAGAUCAGGGAGAAUCCCUCUCCAGAGAGGUGCAUCAAUCUGUUCCACUGUCUGAAUGAACUGAAUGACCAUUCUCUAGUGGAGGAGAUCCAAAGCUACCUGAGAUCAGGAAGUGUCUCCAGUGAUGAACUCUCACCUUCACAGUGGUCAGCUCUGGUCUUUGUGUUGCUGACUUCAGAAAAGGACCUGGAUGUGUUUGACCUGAAGAAAUACUCCAGAUCAGAGGAAGGUCUUCUGAGGCUGCUGCCAGUGGUCAAAGUCUCCAGAGCUGCUCUGCUGUCAGGCUGUGGAGUGACGGACAAAGGCUGUGUUUCUCUGGUCUCAGCUCUGAAGUCAAACCCCUCACACCUGAGAGAGCUGGAUCUGAGUAACAAUGACCUGAAGGAUUCAGGAGUGAAGCUGCUCUCUGCUGGACUGGGGAAUCCCCACUGUAAACUGGAGACUCUGAGGCUGUCAGGCUGUCUAGUCACAGAGGAAGGCUGUGGUUCUCUGGUCUCAGCUCUGAAGUCAAACUCCUCACACCUGAGAGAGCUGGAUCUGAGUAACAAUGACCUGAAGGAUUCAGGAGUGGAGCUGCUCUCUGCUGGACUGGGGAAUCCCCACUGUAAACUGGAGACUCUGAGGCUGUCAGGCUGUCUAGUCACAGAGGAAGGCUGUGCUUCUCUGGUCUCAGCUCUGAGGUCAAACCCCUCACACCUGAGAGAGCUGGACCUGAGCUACAAUCACCUAGGAGACUCGGGAGUCAGACUGCUCUCUGCUGGACUGGAGGAUCCAAACUACAGACUGGAGAAACUCAAUGUGGAUCAUGGUGGAGAGAACACAAUGAAACCUGGGCUUAGAAAAUAUGCCUGUGAUCUCACACUGGACCCAAACACAGCACACAGACUCCUCUCUCUGUCUGAGGAGAACAGAAAGGUGACAUGUGGGAGAAAGAAGCAGCCGUAUCCUGAUCACCCAGAGAGAUUUGAGGUCUGUAGACAGGUGCUGUGUAGAGAGCUUCUGACUGGGCGCUGUUACUGGGAGGUAGAGUGGAGUGGGGGAUGGCCAGUUAUAGGAGUGACAUAUAAAGGAAUCAACAGGAGAGGAGAGGGUAAGGACUGUGGACUCGGAUGGAAUGACAAGUCCUGGAGUCUGUUCUGCUCUGACAACAGUUACACUGCCAGGCACAAUUAUAAUACCACUCUCAUAGACGUCCCUUCCUCCAGCUCCCACAGAGUAGGAGUGUAUCUGGACUGGCCAGCCGGCACUCUGUCCUUCUACAGAGUCUCCUCUGACACACUGACCCACCUGAACACAUUCUACACCACAUUCACUGAGCCCCUCUAUCCAGGGUUUUGGGUUUAUGAUGACUCUUCAGUGUCCCUAAUCAAACACAACACAAUAUUUUAAUAAAAUAUAAAAUAAGAAUAUAAA